Molecule: messenger RNA, 1650 nt
Organism: Cyphellophora attinorum
Lineage: Eukaryota; Fungi; Ascomycota; Eurotiomycetes; Chaetothyriales; Cyphellophoraceae
Exons: 3
Coding region: 1-1650 (549 amino acids)
Source: RefSeq, a predicted model, not a curated record
AUGCCCGACGCCCCUCUAGUGAAACCUCUAGAGGGAGCAUUCCUCCGGGCCCUCAAUGGCAAUGACGACCCACCAGACAGUGUCCUUGUACGGGCGCUCAACAGCCUGACCAAAACCAACUUACUCAGUACGCGAGUUCUCGAGACAGUUAUCAGCUCAUACGUCGACAAGUCCCCUAUCCCGACACGUUACACACCCACAACCGAAGUACUGAGAGUCAAAAAGCAGUUGGCCAUCGCGAUCGGUGCACUGUCGGAGAUCUUGGAUGCACAGGAUGCUGAAGCUGAUACGCGCGUGGCCAGUGCACUGUCGGAGAUCUUGGAAGCCUUCGAUGCCAAAGCUGAAGCUGAGGCCGAGGCGCGCGUCGCGUUGGGCAGUCUCGGCCAAGCGUUUGCUGUGGACCUAGACCUCACCAAAUCACUUCCCGAGAUCAUCGCCAGCUUGCAUCGAACACUUGCUGCCGAUGCUUCUCGGUCGUCUGGCAAAGAAGGUCAUUCUGGUAGAGAAGGGUCUCACGAUGCUGCUACACUUGCGGCUGAGGGCAGAUUUCAAGGAGAUGCCGAGCUGGACGACGAUGAUGAUGAUGAUAAUGACGCGGUCACAGUUGUCGAGGAAGACGAUGCUGCUCCGACUGAGUCUGCAAUGGAUGGGCUUCAGGCACCACCAUCUAAGAAGCAGAAGAUAGUCUUGAAGGUUGGCGGGCAGCGAAAGGUAGCAACUACGUCAGCAGAGGAGCAGUCAAAGCAGCACAACACUCGGAGUCAAGCCACCAAGAGCGACAACAAUAGCGGUCAUAGUAUUACCACAAGCAAGAACAAAGCACCUGCUAGGAACGCCAGCACGGAGGCUAACCCAACCGCUGGAAACGCCGAUGUUCCAACCAGAGACACCAAGGGCGCAACACAGACACGCGCUGGCCGAAAGAUCAAAGAACCAGAGCGAUUCGAGGGUGGUCCUGAAUCUUCCAAACCUGCUCUGCCUGACUUGCCUGUGAUCAUCUAUCGCUUCCUCGCACUUGACAAUGGCGCCAAGUUCCAGCUCCUGAAAGACACGAAAGUCACUUCACGCGAGAUGCAGACACACAAAACUCUCUUCGAUGCAGUAAUGAAGCGGACAAGCAAUUCAAGCCUGCAAGAACUAGAGCUUACAGCUUACAAGGCGCAAGACAAGCUCACGGAACUGUGGCUACCGAAGAAUGGUGAGAAGAGGCUUGAACAAAAACUCGUACACGAGGGGUUCAAGUCUCAUGCUAAGUUGCGUCAACUGAGCGCCACCUUGCGAAGCCAGGAAGAGAAGAAGGCCAAGGGAGUCCUCCUCAGUGAAUCAGAAUUGGAAGUCCACCUCAUCCUCCAUCGACCCGCUGAGCUCGCUCAAAUCGAGGCUCUCUUCGCCGAACGCAAGUUUCCGGUAACGGACGUGAAAGGUGGAGGGGACGACGCAGAAAACAGCAGUUCGCUGAGAAGCAGAAGCGUAUUCGGGGUCAUGCACAAGCAAGCCUCAUCAUCAGCAUGGGUCAUUGCUAGGCAAGGCCGAUCGACAGAAACGCCAGAAACAGCGACAAUUAGAUCGGGAACGGCAUGUGCGUUGAUUAUGAGCUGGACGCCAGCGCACACGACUGCAAUCGAGUCGCAAGGAAGGCUCUUCGGCUAG